UUGAGCCACGCUUACGUCCAUGCGUCCUACAGCCCACGUUCGUGUUCCGUUCGUGGUACACAGUGAUGCGACCUCGAGCCGAGUGACAGCAAUAAUAUUUAUUACCAUUUCGUGCGCUGUUUGUUCCAGUCCAAGUGUCAUCGAUCCGAUAGCAUAACCGUGCCGGGACGAGUGCUGUAACUGUUUGUGAUUUUGGUAAUGAACCCAGAAAAGUUUAAUCUAAAUCGAAAUGACCUGGAAACCAUCGUUGGGCGGUGUUUUUCCGAUUUGAAGAUGAAAUUCAAUUUAAAUUCGGCUAUAGUAAAGCCGUUUAGCGCGAGUCGUGUCGGAUAUCUCGGUGAUCAUUUCAUCCUUGAACUGAAAGUCAAUUCAGUGAGCGGUGAACGAGAGCAGAACUUGAACUUGUUCCUGAAAGUGUUACCAGAGAGAAUACCAUCUUUAACGCGGUAUCUGGAAGCAAUCGGUACGUUUCGCAAAGAAGUACGCCUAUACAGAGAUCUGUUUCCGAAGCUAUCUCAAUUUACUAGGUUCGCACCGGAGGCUUAUCUGUCCAAAGAUGAUCGAUUGUUGGUGUUUGAAAAUUUGCAACUGAAGGGGUUUCGAACAAUCAGUAAUACAGACACGGGAAUAUUCGAUAAGGCACAUUUGGAGAAGGCGCUCGAAGCAUUGGCCAAAUUUCACUGCGCUUCGCUGAUGUUGGAAACGAAAACCGGUCGGACACUUCCGGAACUGUGCCCGGGUGCGUUGGAUGAAAAUUGCUGGAUACGUAAGGAAAAUAAUCCACGAGUUGAAGAGUUGCAGAAUGCCAUUGACGUACUUUGCGAAUUAGUGAAGGUAGUCGAAUGUGAAAAUGAAAAUUUAUCUGAUAUAUUGGAAAAACUACCACCAUUUAUGCUGCAAAUUUAUGAAUUGGUCAAACCUUCUAGCAGUAGUCGAAACGUUGCUUGCCACGGCGAUCUUUGGGGUAGCAAUCUUAUGUUCCAGUACUCAGACGAUGGCGUUCCGCUGGAUUGCUUAAUAGUAGACUUUCAAUUUACCCGUUACGCACCUCCAGCUUAUGACGUAAAUAUGCUGUUAACUUUAACGACAACCGGUGAAUUCCGGAAGCAGUACUACCGCGAACUGAUCGACUAUUACUACAGCUGCGUCCGGCAGGAGUUCAUCGUACAAUGCCUGUCACCGGAGGAGAUCUUUCCUGAGCGACAGUUCCAGGAAUCUUGCCAACGGUAUCGGAUAUCCGGAUUGAUCGACAAUUUCCUAAUGAACCACGUUACACUGCUGCCCAGAAGUUGCGUUGACCAGGUCUUCUCGUCCCCGGAGAAUUACAACAACUUUAGCGGUCAGGACAAAAUCAAAAUGUGCUUGGAUGUGUUGGAGAGUGAUGCGAAAUACAGGACUAGACUUACAGGGAUUAUCAGGGAUUUGGUUGAGGCUUUGUAGAGAGGCUCGGAGAAGACAAUAAAACAUUCCGAUUCGCUGUUUUAUACAGUUAUUUUAACACAGUCAAAAUUUUAACAAAUAAUCCAAUUUUAGCUAACAGUUUAUACGUAAAAAAUAGUGUGGUUGUGCUUUGUGUGUGUGAUAUGGUUGAGUAUAAAUACAAAAUUUUUUUGAAUUAUUUCGAAAA
Topomyia yanbarensis is the source of this 1627-nucleotide messenger RNA. RefSeq lists its product as uncharacterized. The transcript has a single exon. The record is from RefSeq and is a predicted model, not a curated record. Bases 199 to 1440 code for a protein of 413 amino acids. Lineage: Eukaryota; Metazoa; Arthropoda; Insecta; Diptera; Culicidae.